UUUAUUAAUUAUUUUUGGAUUUUAUACAUUUUUCCACUUAUACUUUUUCGUUGUAUGUCAUUUUAAUCCUUUGUAACAUAAUAUUUAGUUUUAAACAUAUUUUUCACACUGUACAUUAAUUUUUCAUUUGAACUGACUGUACUUUUUAAAUUUAAUCUUGAUUUCUAAGCUUAAUAUUUCAUUCACACUCGGUUUUACUUAAUUUCUCAUUUCCAUGCUUUUCACAUGUUAUAACGUUUAAUACUUUUAUCUUUACAACUUUAUCCACUUUAAACAUUAGUUUUUGUUAUUUUUAAAUGUUGCUAAUAAGUAAUUGGCCUGAUCAAUAAACCUUAAACCAUCUCUAAACCUUAUGACUCGAUUCAAACUCAUACUUUGAAAUAGAUCGGUUUUAACCAUAUCGCAACAAUUUGCCCCUUAAGAUUAAGUUUUUAUUUUACACCUCCUAAAAAUUUGACAACUUGUAAUAUUUGAUAGAACCUGCAAACACUGAUUUGUAACUUUUAAGAUGAAUUUGUUUACGGUUCAUGCCAAAAAUGGGCUUUACAUUUACAAGUGUCAACCAGUGAAAUCGGAGGAGGGGCAGGAUCCUGGAAAAACCCAGAAUUUACAAGAAGAGGAAAAGACCGAUCCUGCCACAAGUUUGACUGCGGAAUGUGUUUGGUACCAGGACCGUUUCGCAAGACACUGCGUGUGUUCUCAGAACAACAACCUCUGCAUCGUUGAUGACCGCUCUGGGUUAUCAAUCGUGUACACAAAGAAUAACCUCUAUUCAGAUUUUUCAAUGGAUACCUUGAGAGGCGUAGGAAAGUUUAAGAACAUGUACACGCCCUUGGGCUGUAAGAACAUAAAGCACUUGCAGUGGUCAAGGAACGGGACCUAUUUGGCUGUUUAUUUUAAUUUGGCAAAUUACUCAGAGUCAGGCCUGUGUCUUGAAGACAACCUGCACAUCUGGGACAUUUCAAAGAAGAACAUCAUCGGGACCUUUAGCACUAAGAGACUCUCACCUGAACAAUGGCCAGUAAUCAAGUGGGUAGGCUCAACAGAUAAUUUUGCCCUCUGCCACAAUCAUCAAGUUGGAAUUUACUCAAUUGUCUCUGAAGGAACUUCUCUCAAGUCUGUUAAACUACUUUUAACAGUAAGAAUACCAAUGGUGUUCAAUGUUGACCUUUCAUAUAAGCCGGUGGAAACCAGUAACUCUUUCUCAGAUGGAGAUAUCAUUUGCAUGGCCUCGUUUUCACAGCCCGAUUCAAGUAAUUCACCGGGAAGUCUUCGGAUUUCAACUUUAAAAUUUAGUGGAGAUUCACUGGCUGAGUCUUCAUUUUCACAACAUGAGCUUAAAUUUUCAGAUUCUGCUGAACUUCUGUGGUCACCUUCAGGCAAUUAUUUGAUAAUUUUGGCACAGUCAACCGUAGACUUGGCCGGAGAAAAGUACGGCUCAACCACAAAUUGUCUUUUAUUCUCAAGUAAUGGCAAAUUCCUCACCAAGGUUAACAAUUUCACGACUCAUGACGCUAGGUGGAAUCCAAAAUCUGACGUUUUCAUCAUCAUGGAAGGGAAUAUGCCGUGCAAAAUCACGUUGUACAAUGUUGAACUGGAGCCGUUAUUUGAGUUUCCAAACAUGUAUAGAAACACGAUCAAGUGGAACCCGCUGGGAAACAUGGUGGCUUUGGGAGGGUUUGGGAAUUUGGCAGGAGAGAUUUGUUUCUGGUAUAAGAAGGAAGGAAGUCAUGAGAUGGAACAAAUUGUACAGUUUAAAGAGCCAUGUACAGUGUUGUCAGAGUGGUCUCUCGACUCCAAGUACUUCAUCACAGCCUCAACUUUUCCCCGCAUGAAAGUUGAUAAUUUCUUCAAAAUCUUCAACUGUGAGGGAUAUCUCAUGGCCAGUGAAAUUUUAGACGAGUGUUACGACGUGUCUUGGUUCUGUGGAAACUCAGAUGAAACUGAGUUUAUUAAGCCUAGAGUUAGAAAGUCACUUGACCGAAAGCCUAUUUACAGGCCUAAAAUGUCACUGAAAACACAAGCUCCUACCACAACCAAAUUCUCCAAAGCUCCCGGGUCUCCUUUUUUCACCACUUCAAAUCAAGAUAAUGGAUUUGCUAUGGGUACCACAAGAUUAGUUAACUUUGACAAGAACCAUUUUGAUAAUUUUAACCGCUCAUUCUUCUCAAGCCAGUUUGGAAAUAACUCAGACCCUUCAACUGACUUGUUCCACUCCUUUAAACAUGUAUUUUCACUUUCAUUCAUGAAUAAAUUUGAUCAGCCCCUUAUGAAACCGAGGAAUAGUCUGGACCGAUUUUUCAUUAGAAAAGAACAAAACCAAGCUGACACAAGGCUCAAUUUCAGCUCAUCAGAUCCUCAAUUUAACCAUCCCAUUGAGACCCAACUUAACCGUCCCAUGGACAGUCAAUUUAUCAACAAGUUUGAUAAUCAAUUUGAUAACAAAAUUAUGAAUUCACUAGACAAUCGAAUGAUGAAUUCGCUAGACAAUCGAAUGAUGAAUCCACUGGACAAUCAGAUGAUGAGUCCAUUAGAAAAUCAAUUUAACAAUCAAUUUGAUGGUAAAUUUAACAAUCCGUUGGAUAAUCAAUUGCUCAAUAUGUCUGAAGUACAACACCGCAAUUUAACUGGGCAAGUGUUAAAUGUGCAGGAAAAUCAUUAUAAUAAUUCGAUGGAUGGUUAUUUUAAUAAUUUGCAAGAAGUACCAUUUGAGGGAUCUUUGGAGAAUUCGCAAAUCUUGGCUGAAAACGGGGUAACAUACGGUGAUAAUUUGCCAAAUUCAUUGAGGAAUGACACGAAGAAUGUUUCAAUGUUUGUGAGAAUGAAGAAUCAGCUGCAAGCAGAGAAGGUGAAGACUCGUCAGAGAACAAUAAUGAAUGAGGGGCAGCUGUUGAGGCUGUUACUUGAGGCUAAAAAUAAAAGGAAACCCGAUUCUCUUCAAUCUUAAUCUUUUACA
Messenger RNA from Theileria parva strain Muguga, 2956 nucleotides. RefSeq names its product Eukaryotic translation initiation factor eIF2A family protein (gene eif2a). Gene Ontology annotation, biological process: translational initiation. Gene Ontology annotation, molecular function: mRNA binding; ribosome binding; tRNA binding. Bases 509 to 2947 code for a protein of 812 amino acids. NCBI's taxonomy places the organism in Eukaryota, Apicomplexa, Aconoidasida, Piroplasmida, Theileriidae. The transcript has a single exon. The record is from RefSeq and is a predicted model, not a curated record. Gene Ontology annotation, cellular component: cytosolic small ribosomal subunit.